AGGGUUGGUCAUCCAAAUAUAAAAAUUUCCUGGUGUAACUGCCCCUAAGUUUGGAAUUAACACGUUGCUCCUCUGAAUUUUCUCUAUUUUUUAAUUAUGUCAUCACAGCAAAGUGUAAGACUUCAGAGAUGAAUGCUUACCUCGGAUAGUUUUCUAAACCCUAGAAAUUAGUAAAAAUAAUGAGGUUUCUCAGAUCGCUGCUGCUUCUUCUACUUCUUCUUCUUAAUCUUCUUGUUGUGACCCAACUGGAAACCCUAAUCUUUAACCCUUCUGAGUCCAUUCUCAAGGAAGAAACACCCAAAGCUUUGAAUCCGGCCGUAUCCAAAAAAGCUCUUAGAAAGCUAGCUGAGUGGAGUAGCCUGUGAUUACUCUAAUUUCAGACAACAAUCUGUUCUUUGAGACAAAUCAGCAGGUUUUAAUGCUUUGAACCAACUUCCUAUAAUUUAAGAUAACUCUUUGUUUAUGGUUCAGAAAUGUCUGUGAAAAGCCAGAAAAUUGCAGAGGAGGCUUAUGAGCAAUCUAAUGGCAGGACUAACCAUCAUAGUCUACAUGAACCAUUGUGGCUUAUAAUUCUAGAAACAAUUACUGCUGCUGCUCUUGUUGUUUUCUUAGUAAUCUGCAUUGUUCAUACCAUUAAAAGAUGCAAAUCAAAGUCAAAGUUCGCAAUCCAUCGGAUGAGAACACAAACGACGAAGGAUCUUGAAUCAAUAUCUAUUGAUGAUGGAUUUCUGAAAAAUGCUUUAGUUUAUAGCCGAGAAGAACUCGAGCAAGCUUGCGAAGAUUUCAGCAACAUUAUUGGAUCUUCGGCGAACAGUAAAGUUUAUAAGGGCACUAUAAAGGAUGGUUCUGAAAUUGCUGUAAUAUCUCUUUCAGUAUCAGCUUCUCACUGGCCAAGCUAUCUUGAGCUUGGCUUUCAGAAGGAGGUAGAGAACUUGGCAAAAUUAAAACAUGAAAACAUAUCAAAACUUAUUGGUUAUUGCGAAGAGAAUGAGCCAUUUUCAAGAAUGUUUGUCUUCGAGUAUGCAUCCAAUGGGACGUUGUAUGAGCAUCUCCACUAUGGUGAUGCAGGUCUGCUUUCCUGGCUCAGACGAAUGAACAUCGCGAUUGGCGUUGCUCGUGGACUCAGAUACUUGCACACUGAAGUGCAGCCUCCAUUCGCAAUAUCUGAACUCAACUCUAAUGCAGUAUAUUUGACGGAGGAUUUCUCUCCAAAGUUGGUUGAUUUUGAAAGAUGGAAUACUAUUGUUUCAAGAUCAGACAAUGCCUCAGGCUACUUAUCUAAUGGAAGCUUAUUUAAUGGCUUUCUUGAGCCUUCAGAGACAUGGGAUGUGGAUGUGAAAGGUAACACAUAUGCCUUUGGGGUGCUCUUACUAGAAUUAAUAAGUGGAAGAUCUCCCAAUUAUAAAGACAGAUGCAGCAUUGUAGAUUGGGCAAAAGAUUUUCUGCAAGACCCCAACAAGAUGAGAAUGUUAGUAGAUCCAGAAAUGAAGAAUGUGAAGAUUGAAAACCUCUCAGUUUUGUGCAGUGUGAUCAGCCUCUGCACCGAUCCCGAGCCGUCGAAGCGGCCGUCGAUGCAGAUAUUAUGUGCAAUGUUGGAGGACGGCGUCGACGCGUCGGUCGACACUGUUCUUAGAGAGUCUUCUCUGGCAUGGACUGAGCUUGUUCUCCCAAUUUAGUUCAGAUUUCCUGAUUCAAACACAGGAAAUGGUUGAUUCUAUCUUGAAAACUGCUGAAAAUGCAAAUUCAGAAAAGCUUGGGGGUCUGCCUGAGAAUUUGCAAUGCCACUCAAUUCUUAUGUGUUUACAUAUCUUUCUUGAAAUCUUAUUUAUACAUGAAAAAAGUG
Molecule: messenger RNA, 1843 nt
Organism: Phalaenopsis equestris
Lineage: Eukaryota; Viridiplantae; Streptophyta; Magnoliopsida; Asparagales; Orchidaceae
Product: probable LRR receptor-like serine/threonine-protein kinase At1g63430
Exons: 9
Coding region: 474-1676 (400 amino acids)
Biological process (GO): protein phosphorylation
Molecular function (GO): protein kinase activity; ATP binding
Source: RefSeq, a predicted model, not a curated record